AUGCAACUGCAGCACUUCGUGCGGCGAAGGAGGCACGAGCUUUGGCCAGGGAGUUACGCGAUCGCAAGGCUGAGGCUGAGGCGCUCGAUGCAGCUUCCCAGGUUCACUUGGCGAAGCGUGACUACAACGAAGCUCUCGAUUGCGCCAAGAGCAUGGCGAGCUUGUACGAUGAGCUCCAGGAAGACAAACUUGCAGCGAAGGCUAAGCAGUUGCUCACGUCCGUCUACCUGGCGAAAGGAGAUGCGAGAGCUGCCAUUGACAUCGGUGGUAUCCUGA
Molecule: messenger RNA, 276 nt
Organism: Symbiodinium necroappetens
Lineage: Eukaryota; Dinophyceae; Suessiales; Symbiodiniaceae
Source: the annotation of a GenBank genome assembly